AUGGAUUCUGUAUUCAGUACCACCGAUGUGCCAAAUGACACCAUCAACUUUAAUGAAACGAGCACGAACGUGUUUGUGCAGCCGGUGUGGAGAAUCGUCCUCUGGACCAUCGCAUACAUGUGCAUUGUGGUCGUGUCCAUAGUAGGCAAUUUUACAGUGAUGUGGAUCAUCGUGGCGCACAAACGCAUGAGGACAGUCACCAACUAUUUUCUCCUGAACCUGGCGUUCGCCGAAGCCUCCAUGUCCGCCUUCAACACGGUCAUCAACUUCGUCUACGCGGUGCACAACGAGUGGUACUUCGGACAGAUCUACUGCCGCUUCCACAACUUCUUCCCCCUGGCUGCGGUGUUUGCCAGCAUCUACUCCAUGACUGCCAUCGCUCUGGACAGGUACAUGGCCAUCAUUCACCCUCUGCAGCAGCGCAUGUCGUCCACAGAGACCAAGGUGGUGGUGGCGGUGAUCUGGGUCCUGGCUCUGCUCCUGGCCUUCCCUCAGUACUACUACUCCAACACAGACCAGUUCCCCGACCGGGUGGUGUGCUACAUCGACUGGCCUAUCUACACUGUGUUUGACUUCAAAAGAUUGUAUCAUGUGUGUGUGGCCAUCCUGAUCUACUUCCUCCCACUGUUGGUGAUGGGCUGUGCUUACCUGGUGGUGGGACUGACGCUCUGGGCCAGCGAGAUCCCUGGAGACUCUUCUGAUCACUACAAGGAGCAGCUGACUGCCAAACGCAAGGUGGUGAAGAUGAUGAUCGUGGUGGUGUGUACGUUUGCCAUCUGCUGGCUGCCCUACCAUGUCUACUUCUUGCUGAACGAGUUCUUCCCCAGUUUGUUUGAAAACACCUUCAUGCAGCAGGUGUACCUGGCCAUCAUGUGGUUGGCCAUGAGCUCCACCAUGUACAACCCCAUCAUCUACUGCUGCCUCAAUGACAGGUUUCGUGCUGGAUUUAAACGGGCCUUCGCCUGCUGCCCCUGUGUUCCACGAGGCUCGUAUGAAGGCCUGGAGUUGAAGUCCACCCGCUACCUUCAGACCCAGACCAGCGUUUACAAGGCCAGUCGUAUGGAGAGCACCGUUUCCACCGUGCUUCACGUUGGGGACGAGGUGGAGCAGCCCAAGGUAAAGGCUUCAGGAGGGCUGGGGCCAGCUGGGGCUGAGGUCGGGGCCCGACCACAUACCUCAUCCCUGGACCUCACGUCAAACGGCUCAUCGUCCCACAGUGUCUCCAAAACUGUUUCGGAGACUUCCAGCUUCUACUCCACUAACAACCUACUGUAG
Messenger RNA from Cololabis saira (Pacific saury), 1275 nucleotides. It is a transcript of the gene tacr1a, whose product is annotated as tachykinin receptor 1a. Gene Ontology annotation, cellular component: sperm midpiece; plasma membrane. Gene Ontology annotation, biological process: G protein-coupled receptor signaling pathway; positive regulation of flagellated sperm motility. Lineage: Eukaryota; Metazoa; Chordata; Actinopteri; Beloniformes; Belonidae. The coding region runs from base 1 to 1275 and encodes 424 amino acids. Gene Ontology annotation, molecular function: substance P receptor activity. The transcript has 5 exons. The record is from RefSeq and is a predicted model, not a curated record.